AUGGCACACGAAGAGCACAACAUCAACUGGAGCAUCCUAGCUGCUAAUCUCAUCCACCGCUCUCCCUCCUACCCCGCGGCAGACCUAGUCUCCAAUCUGUACUUUCGGUUCAAACCUACGCAAGGGCAGGAGAUCGGCUCCUUUAUCGAAUCCUUUGUGAGGACCCUCCAAAAACAUACGGAGGACGAGCGCCGGAAAUAUCCCGACCGAUACUCACCCUUCACGCCGGAAGAGCUGGUCCUGAGCAACCAGGUGGCGGAGCAAAUCCGCCCCCUCGCCCACCGAUGGUGCAAGGCCUACGACUGGCCGCUGGAGGAUAAGGUCCGGAAGACAGAAGGGCUGUGCCGACAUGUUGACAGCGAGAGCUUUGCCUGUGGGUGUUCCCUGCCCUACCACGAACGGAAGGGAGCCGCUUUCCAGCGGUCGUACCGUAACAACAGUUGCUACGGUUUUUAUGACGAAAACACCGAGGUGUUUUACAAUUUGCAGGUGCUGGACGCACUCCUUGUUUUGGGGGAGAUGGAUACGGUGCUGCGACUGUGCGCGACACCAGAUAACAAUCUGAAGGAAUCGAUGCUUGUGCGUCAUUGUCAAUGUAUGGCAGCGGAUCUUGGCUGGAACCAAGUCUUUGAAGGCGCUCUAAACAUCUACCUCCUUCUCAACAUCCUUUACUGCUUUCCCGAGCUCUGGGACCCUGCGUCCCGGCAAGCCCGAAACAAGAAACGGACCGACGAGUACCGCGCCACGCGGAUGUAUCAGCAGACUGUCAAGCUCUGGACCGACGACGGGUCGGAAAGCGACGUCUCGCGCCACCCUCACCGGCAAUUUUUCGGCCUGGAUGGCAAUUUCAGCUUCUCGUUAAAGAUCGCGCGCGGUUGGGAUCGGCCCGUCCUUGCCCAGCUGCGCGAGGAGCUGGCAACGGCCGGCUGGUGGUCGAAUAAAACGCCAGAACAGAUCUCGGAGCUUUCCGUAGAAUUCCCCUAUGGCAAACUGCCUUUCGAGGCGUUCUUGGCUUGCGGGAAGGGGGGAGCCGCCGGUGUCCAGCAUCAGACCCGAAGCGCCGUCGACGUGGCGCGGGUUGAAGCGUAUCUUCGGGCGAAGAGGUUGCCACAGGAGCUAGUUCUGCAGAUCACGGCCUGCACAGAGUAUGAUCGCUCGCGUUCGCGUUCGUGGCUCCCGGUGCCACAUGAUCCGCUUCAUCGACGGAACCGCAGGCAGCUACGGCGGCAUUUGGACCACUGCUGGCGGAUAAUGGUCCACUGCAAUAUGCUGGCGCGGGAACUGGGCACCAAAAUCGACUGGGAGUUACGGGUGGUCGAGGCGCUGGACCGCAUGGUGUCAAGUCCGGCGGGGAUGAAGCUAUAUGAACGUGAGGCGCACGAGUCGGGUGAAUCUUGGCAGACGACGCUGAGAGGAGGGAGUGGUGAACUUCCGUACAGUAUCCCGGACCUGGAUUAG
Messenger RNA from Aspergillus novofumigatus IBT 16806, 1458 nucleotides. RefSeq lists its product as uncharacterized. The record is from RefSeq and is a predicted model, not a curated record. Bases 1 to 1458 code for a protein of 485 amino acids. NCBI's taxonomy places the organism in Eukaryota, Fungi, Ascomycota, Eurotiomycetes, Eurotiales, Aspergillaceae. The transcript is spliced from 2 exons.